Molecule: messenger RNA, 3380 nt
Organism: Phoenix dactylifera (date palm)
Lineage: Eukaryota; Viridiplantae; Streptophyta; Magnoliopsida; Arecales; Arecaceae
Source: RefSeq, a predicted model, not a curated record
CGCAGCUGCUGCCGCUCCACUGUCCCGCAACAGCUGCUGCAGCAGCAGGUCGCGGCUCAGUCUCAGACCCACUGAUAAAAAGCGAGGAGAAAGCGAACUCCAACACCCCCCCUCUUCCUCCUCCUCCUCCUCCUCCUCCUCCCCCUCCCCUCUCUCUCUCUCAUCUCGAUUGCCAUUUCUUUUUUCUUAAUAUGCUGCGCUGCAGCGGUAACAACGACAACCAUAUCAGACGCGUUCUUCAGCGACAUCAGCGGCUCCGUGGAGAUGGGGGGUGGAGGGGAGGAGAGAAGUCGUUAAAGUUUUAAAAAGAGUGAGAAAAAUUAUUAGGUUAUGGAGGUUGGAGAGUACGGAGCCAGUCAAUUUUCACCCGCUAGUUUUUAGUAAAGCUGAAGUUGAUGCAGAGGAGAGAAGUGGAAGGGGGAAAAGCUUCUAUCUUUAACCAUCAAUCCGUCAUCUCUCUCUUCAUGUUGUCCUUUCCGUUUCUUUUUACUUGAAAUUUUAGAACUUUUCUUGCUUCUCUUCUCGACAACCACCGCCAUGCAUCGUUCCACCUUUGCGAUGCUUCAGCUGCCCCCCGGACCAUAACGCUAGCCCUAAUUUUCGUUUCCCUCUCUCGGCUUGUUUUUGCUUGCUCUGGUUUGGUUUUUGGGUUCGGGGAGGAUGGGGAUCGAUCUGAACACGGUGGAGGAGGAGGAGGAGGAGGAGGAGGAGGAGGAGGCGGAGCUACCGGCCGCCGCGCAGGCCCCGAGCCAGGCGCACCGCCGCACUCAGCCGCCGCCGGUGGGGGCGGAGGCGGUGUGCAUGGAGCUGUGGCACGCCUGUGCGGGACCGCUGAUAUCGCUGCCGAGGAAGGGGAGCGUGGUGGUGUACUUGCCGCAAGGGCAUCUCGAGCACCUCGGCGAUGCCGCCGGCGCCGCCGGCGGAGGACUUUUCCGCUACGAUGUGCCUCCACACGUCUUCUGCACGGUGGUCGACGUCAAGCUCCUUGCUGAUGCGGCUACAGACGAGGUUUACGCGCAGCUCUCCUUGGUUGCCGAAAGCGAGGAGGUUGAGCGGCAGCUGCAGGAGGGUGAAGCUGAAGGAGAUGUGGAAGAAGAGGAUGUUGAUGAUGGUCUUCACAGGUCUUCGAUGCCUCAUAUGUUCUGCAAGACUCUAACUGCCUCUGACACGAGCACUCAUGGAGGAUUCUCUGUGCCUCGCCGAGCUGCUGAGGACUGUUUCCCUCCUCUGGAUUAUAAGCAGCAGAGACCUUCGCAAGAACUUAUCGCAAAAGAUUUACAUGGUGUUGAAUGGAGGUUUCGACAUAUUUACAGAGGUCAACCACGCAGGCAUCUUCUUACCACAGGAUGGAGUGCAUUUGUCAAUAAAAAGAAGCUUGUCUCAGGGGAUGCAGUGCUUUUCCUGCGGGGCGACGAUGGGGAGCUCAGAUUGGGAAUCAGGAGAGCAGCUCAACUUAAAAAUCGCACUCCUUUUUCAGCACCUUGUAGCCAGGGCUUAGAUCUAGGCACACUGGCUGCUGUGGCUAGUGCUGUCUCCACAAAAAGUGUGUUCCAUAUCUGUUAUAACCCAAGGACAAGCCCAUCAGAAUUUAUAGUACCAUAUUGUAAGUCAAAGAGCUUCAGCCAUUCAUUUUCAAUUGGGGUGAGGUUCAAGAUGCGAUACGAAAGUGAAGAUGCAGCUGAGAGAAGGUACACAGGAUUGAUAACUGGGAUUGGUGACAUGGACCCUGUAAAAUGGCCUGGUUCAAAAUGGAGAUGUCUGUUGGUGAGGUGGGAUGAUGAUGUGGAUACCGGUCGUCAGAAUAGGGUAUCUCCAUGGGAGAUUGAACCAACUGGUUCAAUUUCGGGCCAUAAUAGUCUCUUAUCACCAGGUUCCAAGAGAACCAAAAUCUCUCUUUCCUCGGUCAAUCUGGAUUUUCCAGUUCCAAAGGGAAAUGGGUAUCCAGAUUUAGGGGAAUCUGCAAGGUUCCACAAGGUCUUGCAAGGUCAAGAAUUUACGGGUUUUAGAACUCCUUAUGAUGGUAUUGAUGUGGCAAAUUCUCAAGACACUGAUGUAAGAUAUCAUCAAUACCUGGAUACGAGGAGAUCCUCCAACAAUGCAAAUAGCUGCAUAUUAGGUGGUCUAGGAAGUGGGGUCAGAGUUCCAGUAGGAAAUUCUGAUUUACCCUACAAGUGCAUAGGCUUUAGUGAAUCCAUUGGACUCCGAAAGGUCUUGCAAGGUCAAGAAGUAGUUCGAGACAGUCCGCCAUAUCAAGGACCAGUAGUUGAUAUUCAUGCAAGAAAUGGUGGGUUUGGCUCAUUCGAUGCUCCGCAUACAUCUGGUGCUGGAAAUAGAUGGCCUGCAUCAAGCCAUGGAUGUACUCUUCUACAACCAUCGCAGUUGUCAGUUCUAGCAUCAUCUCCAUCUUCUGUGCUAAUAUUUCCACAAGCAAAUUUUAAGCAUCCAUGCUCUCAAUCGGUGUUUGCCAUGAAUGAUAGGAGUAAGAAUGGAGUAUUGAGCAGAAAAGAAACACCCUUGUAUCAUUGGCCACGUCAUGUAGGGGGUGAAGUCAUCAAUGAACACCAGAAACCAGGGCAAGUCCAUACUCCUAUACAUGCUUAUAAGCCAGAGUUGAAGAAUGACAAAGAAAUUAGCAGAAAUGGUUGCAGGCUUUUUGGUUUUCCCUUGACUGAGAGGAUUCCCUUGACAAAUGAAGUGGAUAGAACUGAGAGAGAUUUUGAAACUGAUUUUUCGACUUCAAAGUCUCAAAUACCUGCAAAACCUCUUGGGCGCAGCUGCACUACAGUUCACAAGCAAGGGAGUGUUGUAGGCAGGGUGGUUGACCUCUCAAAACUUGAUGGAUAUGAUGAUCUGAUUUGUGAGCUUGAACGACUGUUUGAUAUGAAAGGGCUGUUAAACGACCCACGGAAAAAGUGGAAUGUUUUCUAUACUGAUGAUGAAGAUGAUAUGAUGCUAGUCGGGGAUAAUCCUUGGCAGGAGUUUUGCAAAAUUGCUUCAAAAAUAUUAAUAUACACAAAUGAUGAGGAAAUGAUUGCAUGCUGUGAUGAAGCCCAUGGUUACUCAGCCGAACUAUCUUUUCCAACCAAUAUUGCCAGGUUUUCCUUGGGCUGCAGUAAAUCUUCAUCAGUGUCGACAUAAAUGAAACUUCGUGAGCCUGAGACUGUCCUUUAGUUAGAAUUUGAACUAUUUUAUCUGUUUGGCUUGUCUUCAAAUCCAUCUUUUCUCUGCCCUUGUUACUAAAUUUGUCUAAGAAGCUUAAGAAGAAAUUCUGCCUGUGUAAGAGUUUGAUGCUGUAUGGAUGCUGUCUUGACAGUACUCUGAAGUAUGAACUAUGCAAUGGUAAUGUUGGAGAGCUUCGCUGGCCUGCAACACACUUUGUG